Messenger RNA from Spirodela intermedia, 1719 nucleotides. NCBI's taxonomy places the organism in Eukaryota, Viridiplantae, Streptophyta, Magnoliopsida, Alismatales, Araceae. The record is from the annotation of a GenBank genome assembly.
AUGGACGGCGCCUGGAGAUGGUCCUUGGGUUUGGUCUACAUCGUUGCAGUCGCCGCCAUAUGGAUCGCCGCCAGCUACAUCGUCCAGUCGGUCGUCGACGGGGGCGUCUCUCCUUUCCUGAUCACAUACAUCUGCAAUACCCUCUUCAUCAUCUACAUUCCAUUAGCGGAAAUCACGAGGUUCGUCGAGGAUCAUGUUGAAGGAACGAGGCUUCCUGGCAACGACAAGAUCAAGAACAAGAACUCGGCGCCACAGUCGGGGGAUUUAGAGUGCGUAAACCUCCUGCCGAGGAGCCAUCCUCAGGAGGAGAAGCCUGCAUCUGCCGCAGCGAGCCACCAUGAAGAGGAAGAGCCUGCAGAAGGUCUGGCAAGCGAAUCAACCCAUCCGGGGGCAAUCGCCACUGACGGAGCUGAUGAGAAAGGGCGGUGGAAUCGCACUCGGGUGGCCAGGGUCAGCCUCUUGAUCUGUCCCUUCUGGUUCGGUGCUCAGCUGUGCUUCAACCUCUCUCUAAAGUAUACCACUGUCACGGUGAGCUCCUCCUCCCCUUCCACCACCUCCUAUCCGAGUUUCAAUCUCAUAGCCAAGCUGAUUUCUGCUGCAUCCCCUCUAAAUUUUCUGCAGUCAAACACCAUCUUGAGCAGCUCUUCCAGUCUCUUCACCUUCCUGGUGUCCUUGGUGUUCUUGGGCGAGGCAUUCACCUGGGUGAAGCUGGCGGGUGUUCUUCUCUGCAUGGGAGGGACUGUGAUGGUGAGCCUGGGCGACACAGAGGCAGGAGCGAGGGCGGUGGCCUCCGAGAGCCCUCUCCUUGGAGAUGCCCUGGCUCUCAUCUCUGCGCUGCUCUAUUCGGUCUACAUUACUCUGAUUCGCAAGAGGCUUCCUGAUGAGGAAAAGGGCGAAGGUCGGGCUAGCAUGGCCCACUUCCUAGGUUACCUGGGGCUGUUCAAUCUUUGCAUCUUCCUUCCUGCCGCCCUGGUUUUGGAAUUCACAGAGCUGGAGUCCUUCCGUAAGCUCAGCUGGAACCAGCUGGGUCUCAUCAUCGGCAAAGGUCCGUAUCAAGUAUUAUUUUUUCUCUGGUUUCAUGCUGCCGUGGAGGAAAAGAUAACUCCUAUAACCAUAGUUUUUUUUUUUAUCUGCAUCCGAAUUAUGAAUUCUGAGACAAUUUAAACUGGAUAAUUAAUCCUCCUCCUCAGGGCCGUUGGACAGCAUUCUCUGAGACUGCCCCUGUGAGGGAAGGCUCUGAUAGAACAGCAGAAUCACAUAUAAAUACUAAGAGGAGAUAUUUUUAUUCACUUGCCCAGUAAAAGUCUUCAGGAAUAUGGUCCUGUUCAUGAAUCGUAGCAUGGAUGGGAGAAUCAUACGGCCCCUGUUCAUGAAUCAUAGCAUCCAUGGGAUGAUAGAUUUUUCUAAUCCUAUCCUUGUUACUGGUUCUCCUCAGGCCUGUUGGACAAUGUUCUUAGUGACUACCUGUGGGCGAAGGCAGUUCUCCUCACAUCGACGACGGUGGCCACUGCAGGCCUCACGAUUCAGGUCCCCAUGGCUGCUGUCGUGGACACCCUGAGAGGCGAUCCUCCUCAUCUGACGGGUUUCCUCGGGGCGGCGGCCGCCAUGGCCGGCUUUGCUGGGAUCAACAUCCCGUCGGGCGGCUGUUGUGGCUCUCACAGUGCAGUGCCCACCGAAGCUAGCUCCCCUGAUUCUGAUCCUCCAUCGGGUGAUAGUUGA